Vanrija pseudolonga is the source of this 369-nucleotide messenger RNA. RefSeq lists its product as uncharacterized. The transcript is spliced from 2 exons. NCBI's taxonomy places the organism in Eukaryota, Fungi, Basidiomycota, Tremellomycetes, Trichosporonales, Trichosporonaceae. The coding region runs from base 1 to 369 and encodes 122 amino acids. The record is from RefSeq and is a predicted model, not a curated record.
AUGCUCAACGGUAACCCCACAGCGUCUCCGGGUGACUCGUCCCAGGCCGACUUCGACUCGAAGGCUAACGCGACACAAGACCUGUUCCGUGACCUCUACCGGGUCGCGUCCGAGCUGUACAGGGACAUGGUGGAAGUCGGCGGGCCCCCCAUCCCCACCGACCCACUCCUGUGUACCUUCUGCAACGACGAUUUCCCUUGCGUUCUGCACCUUUUCCUCAAGAUGGCCUUUGGGUCUGUGCAAAGCGACGCUGCUAUGGAGGAUGAGGAGACUCUGUGCGAGUACCCAACCGACACCGCCUCUGUCAGCUCUGCCGAGCAGUCCGAAACGGAAGUAGAAAAUGCCGGCGAGGUCAUGGGGUCGCCCUAA